Messenger RNA from Coregonus clupeaformis (lake whitefish), 2015 nucleotides. RefSeq lists its product as uncharacterized. The transcript is spliced from 8 exons. Lineage: Eukaryota; Metazoa; Chordata; Actinopteri; Salmoniformes; Salmonidae. The record is from RefSeq and is a predicted model, not a curated record. Bases 513 to 1691 code for a protein of 392 amino acids. Gene Ontology annotation, biological process: regulation of apoptotic process.
UGAACGCAGCUCAAGUGUGAUCGUGGAUUUCUAUUGGAUAAGCAGUUUCUGCCUAUCUCUUUAUACUGUACUGUGACGUAAUUUUUCUCAGCUGGGAUAUGCGGAAAGCUGGAACUUCGAGUUUCAUUCGGUCAAGAGCGGUCGACUUGAACGUGACCUACAAAAGUAGCUAGCAAGACUGGAUAAGAAGUAGACGAAUAUGAAGAGCGGUCAGUAAGGACUGACAAUCGUGGUUGCGAAAUGACAACACGUAGCUAGCUAUGUCUUAAAGUCUUGUAUCAAAUUAAUAUAACUUUACCGCAAGUUUACAGCAAUAGCUAGCUAGCUAACGUUAGCCUGCUGUUGCUAUCUUGAAGUUGAGGGAGUGGAGAGGAGAUGAAUGCUUAGCGCUAUAAUUUUUUUAAAGGUAUAUUUUAGACAAGUUAAUAUUACUCUACUGGGAAGUUUUGCUUUGUUUAUGAGGACUCCGCUUCGGCGUGGCGUGGAACAGUGAGGACCGAACCACCACAGUGAUGUCAGGUGAUGUGCUCAACCCUACGUCUCCCAACCCCUCUGUCUCGUCCAUCUCUCUGGUUGAGAUCAAGGAAGACACUCGUCUGGUGCUGAAAGCUUUCCUCCGUAGCGCUCUCUCCAAUCCUUCGGCCGAGCGGCCUGGGACGGUGGGGGGAAGCUACAAAGACCACAACAAGUACAGUGCAAAGGAGUCGAGGAAGCGGCCGGACAAUGGCUGGGACUCUCUGGAUGAAGCGAUCAGCUCAGUGGAGGAGAAGAAACACGGCUUGAAGGACCUCAUAAAGAGACGACUGCAGCCGCGGCCCUCCACCUUGUCCCGCCGUCGCUCAGCUAAAGGCAGCGAUGCAGACAAGACACAAAAUGGUGGCUCCUUGGAGAAGGAUGGCAGACCAAACAGAACCAACCCAGGCCUGCCAGGCUUCUUCAGAGACAAACUUGAGGAAGACGUUGGGUGCCCCUCCACGUCAGAUGAAGAAGGAAAUGAGACGAAACAUCAGAAAAAGGCAAAGAAAAAUAAUUUGAAGAGCCAGAUCUCCUCUUUCUUCAGCAUAAAAAAGAAGCCAGAAAAGGAUAAAGACAAGGAUGAAACGCGUCUUCAGAGGCCAUCCACGCUGACCUUCGGCGUAGGGCCAGUACCCGUGGCGCCAGUCCUUUCUCCCACACACCCUCCUGAGUUCUAUGAGGAGGUGGCUGAGACUCUGGACAGGAUUGCUCAGCGGUCCCACAGUAUGAAGAGACCCCAAAGGUCCAGUCCACGGCCCAGCCCUGCUACCACCCCGGUCAAACCUCCCCCUGAACCUGACAAAGAAGAAAUGGUGCGCCAGCUGGUCCAGGUACUGUCUAUGGAAGGGGACGCCAUCAACUAUAAGAUCCAGUCGGACCCCUUCCUGCGCUCCACGCUGACCCGUCUAUCAUACCCGUCCUUUGCCAAGCUCCUGGACACCUUCGCCAGCCAAGAACAGUCCACGCCCUCACCUCUGCCGCCGCCCGCCAGCAGCCCCACGUUGAGACGAGUGGCCGUCACCAUGGAGGUGUCGCGGCGUGUUGUCACGGCGACAGGGACGCAGCGCAUGCAGGGCUAUGCAGAGCGCUAUAUGGAGAACUUUGCCCCCUGGGUGAAGAGCCAUGGAGGAUGGGAAAGUAUUGUCCAGUUGGAAGAGAUUUUGGAGUACGACUGACAACUCUACACCGUCAAGGCAGCUCGGAAAUCGGAAACCCUCACUACUUCCUUUGAGCGUUGAACACAUUAAUACUUUAUGAACUCUAACCUAUGACUAGGGCCUGGAGUUGUUUCCGAUCAGGUCAGGUAGAACUCAGGGUCCUUCCUAUGACCUCAGAGUUUCUCCUGUGGUGAGAGACGGAGAAGGCAUUAGCUUUUUAUUACACAACGACACGUGAAGUUUGCCACUAUUUAUGUCUGAGAAUCAAGUGUACUUGUACAAUUCUUUUUUUAAUCCGUUUUUCUAGAAACGUGUUUUACAAAUAAAUAUGUGUACAGUGUA